Molecule: messenger RNA, 1482 nt
Organism: Pocillopora damicornis (cauliflower coral)
Lineage: Eukaryota; Metazoa; Cnidaria; Anthozoa; Scleractinia; Pocilloporidae
Source: RefSeq, a predicted model, not a curated record
UGCUUUGUUAAGUGUAAACUUCAUUUGGUUACGGUAAUCUCCAGCAAAGCGGGUGAUAAAAUCGGAAAGGUUGACUGAUACGUCGAAAACCCUGAAGAAAGGAUGGUACGUCGUCGGCGCAACACAGAAGACAGUGAUCUCAUCACAAAGAUUCUCUUUGUCCUAAGCUUCCUCGUCUGCACGAUCACCUUCAUAAACGGACAUCCAAACGCGUUUUCCUAUUCGGAAUCGAGCUGGACGCCGGAGAGUUCCGAAGAUGACGUCAGUUCCCGAUCCUUUCCGUACGAAGAUAUAACACCGUCCGAAGAUAUGGAGGAUUUAGAUCCAGAAUAUAGUUUAGACGACGUGGAGGACGAUCUAGAAGAUGAUCUUUAUGAAUACGCCUUUUUGACCAACAACAAACGAAAUCCAAAUUCUAGAGCCGAUAAAAGUUUCAAGAAUGCUGCUGGAUAUUAUCUGAUUGAAAACUCGAACGGAAAUGUAAUAGGAACAAAGGACUUGUCCAAGUGUAUGACGAGGGGCAUAUUUGAAGUAGGAAGGACUCCAGGUGGCCUACCAUUUUACAGGAAUAAGGCAACUCAAAAGUACUUAGCCAUCGACCCAAACGGAACCGUUUAUAUGUCGCCAACUCAAAACAGUGAUACUGUCAUCUACACUAUCAACGAUACCCGUGACUUGAGCAUAAUAUACUUAUACCGCCUUGUUGGUCAAAACAAGCGAUUAUAUCUGGACCUCUCGCCUCAGAGUAACACGGUCGGACCAGCGAACACCAGUAAUACAACUAAAUUUCGCUCUAGAAAUGGCGUAAAAACCUGUUAACAAGUAGUGGACCUAGACAAUUUUAAGAACUUUUAGAUUUUAGGAUGAAUAUAAAGACCACGCGUAUUGGAUAUCACAGUAAGUUAUUUUGCAAAAUUAAAGGAACUUUUAAAGUCUUAUUAAGCUUCAUCAGCUUUAUUCCUUUGGCGCAUAACAGUGAAUAUUGAUGUAUCAUGCUUUGAGUUACACAUUUGAUCUAAAAAAGUCACAGAUUUCUGUUUUUUUUCUGACCUUUCCCACUUCUUAAUUCUUAAAUUCGCUGGAGUGAACAUCUAACCUUAUCCUUAUAACAGACGUAAGGGUAUCGGUUAGGAUGUUACAUCUUAACAAACAGCCGGAUUCUCUUCGUUUUUUUUUUUUACCGAAGGGAAUGUAAACCAGCGAGAAGGGAAAAUUUAAAAUGAUCAUAAGACUCACUUGUUCCUUUGCAACAAUCUAUCGAACGCUAGCUCACGAUUCCCAUUAAAAAUGAAAUCUUAAAAGAAAGCCAUUUUCUCUACCAAAUUGCAACCCUAAAAAUAGGAGAUUUCUUAUAACUUUUAUGUUAAUGUAAAAGCUAACCCCCUUAUCUCUAAUCGCAAAAUGUAAAAACUACUUAGGAUCGUUUAGCCAAAUUGUUUUCGUCUCUUUACAAAUCUUGAAUAAACAGUGGAGACAGUUGAA